Molecule: messenger RNA, 1040 nt
Organism: Syzygium oleosum
Lineage: Eukaryota; Viridiplantae; Streptophyta; Magnoliopsida; Myrtales; Myrtaceae
Product: hypersensitive-induced reaction 1 protein-like
Exons: 3
Coding region: 447-941 (164 amino acids)
Source: RefSeq, a predicted model, not a curated record
CACAGCCACAGGUCCUUUCAGUUUCAUCCAACCACAAAAAAUCUGGUGACAUUUUACACAUCUAAUCUAAUCUAAUCUAACCCAAAAUUCGACCAGUAAUCAAUGCCUACCUGAUAAGUAACAUUGCCAUUUCUUUUAUUUCCAUGUAAUCAACAACUAAACCCCUAGAGCAAACCAUGUUUGUCUUUUCAGUUGUUGAUUACAUGGGAAUAAAAGAAAUGACAAUGUUACUUAUCAUGUAGGCAUUGAUUGCUGGUUGAAUUUUGGGUUAGAUUAGAUUAGAUGUGUAAAAUGUCACCAGGUUUUUGGUGGUUGGAUGAAACUGAAAGGAUCUGUGGUUGUGACAUACCCAUAUGGCUUUUAUUUUACUGAAAGUUUGAAGAAAAUGGUUUGUGUUAAACUAACAAUUGCAUGCUUUCUGCAGGAUCCACUUAUAUACAUAUAAGAUGGGUAACGUGUGUUGUUGUGUCCAAGUUGAGGAACAAAUGGUAGGCUUUACGAAGAGGUGUGGAAGGUUUGACAGAACUCUUCAACCUGGGUGUCAUUUUGUUCCAUGGAUUUGCGGAUAUCAGCUCGCCGGGAAGCUGUCACCCCAAUGGCAGAGUUUGCUUGUGAAAUGCAGAACAAAGACCAAGGACGAUGAUUUUGUCAAUGUUGUUGCAUAUGUGCAAUACCGAGUCCAUCCAGAAAAACGAUAUGAGGCCUUUUACAUGCAGAGUAAUCCAAGACGUCAGAUCCAGGGAUAUGUGCUCAAGGUGAUCGGAGCUAUGGUUGCGGUGCAAAACAUGGACGAAGUUUCUGGGCAGAGGGAUGCAAUUGCCCAAGCUAUUAUGAAAGAAAUGGAAAAGAUUGUCCACUCUAGACUUCUUGAUGUUAUUAUGAGAGAUAAACUGAACUGGAGUUCUCUAAAUUUUGCAGCCUGUUGGUCUCAAUGGAUAUGAGAUUCUGCAAGUCCAAAUCUGGGAUGUAAAAUUGGAUGAGGGACUUGAGCGAGCUGUGAUUGAAGCCAAGAAUGGUAACCUUGAAAUUACAAUUGCCAA